AUGGCGGAGAUCCUUGAAGUUGGCAGCCCGACCGACGUCGUGAGUGACAUGGAUGCUGACCAAGGUGAUGUGGCUAGUGAAGCUGGAGGAGUUGGGGAAGUGUGCAUGGAUGAUGCACAAAGGCCACCGAAUGGGGAUGAUCUUCCUGCUCCACCUCCGGCAACACUUGUUGAAGCUGCAAGAAGUAAGAAGCGUGAACGUGAUCGGGGUGCUCGGGAUAGAAUUGACACCAAACAAGAAGAAGAGGAUGAGCAAAGUCCCACAAAACGGCCACAUGAACGGGGCGAUGGUGAUCUUCCUCUCACGGGUCGAGAACUUCGUGACCUUUUUGCCCAACACCUCUUCUCGGUCAAACAAGAAAUGCAGUCAGCAUGGGGCGAUGUUUGUGGAAGAAUGGAGACCAUCGAAAAGCAUCAGACCUCCACCAAGGAAAGCCUGGCAGUGAUGGGUGGACGUUUGACAAUCACGGAGAAGGACAACGUUCUUCAACAGACUGAGCUCGCGAAACAUAAAGACCAAAUACAGGGGCUGGAAUCGGCAGUGGAAGACCUUAAGAACCAGCUCGAGGAGAUUAAGGUUCGUGGAGAUGGUCCUGGUGAAGGAAUGGCACCCCGUCCUCCUCUACCUGGCCCUGCCGAUGCUCGACAUCAUGAUCCUUGGGCUCAGUACUUGCACCGUCGACAACAGCAACAACACCUUCCUGGGCGACAUGAGUGGGCGAACUCUUCUGACCACGCAAAGGACAAUCAAGGGAGACGUUUCUUCAUGAAGGGAGGUGAACCUAAUCAGGAUGGCCUGUCCGAUGAAGACAAGAGGGCAUUGAUCAUUGGUGGCUGGGCACAGGACACCAAGAAGGAGAUUAUCGAGAAUGAAGCUGCUGAACUCCUUCAGAUGGACUCCAUCAAACCCCUCCUUGACGUGGAUCGAGUGACAGUGUUUGGUCCGAGAAAGAGCUUUGCCAUCAUUCGCUUCAAAGAACGUGAGGGCGAGAACUACUACCUGGUCAAAGAGAGGAUGUGGGGAGUGAUCAAAGCUGUCAGUGCACUCAAACACGUUUGGCCUAGCACGAGACAGGGUUCGCAAAAGCCAGCUUGGACUUCUUUCUUGAAAUCUCGCACGGCAAGACAAAGGUCGGCGCAUGUUUCCAUGCUUCGUCGAGUUGCCUUUGAUCUUGCAGGUGAUGCCAAGUCUUCAGAAGGUGCACCCCUCGUCCCAGAUGCCCUCGUGAGCGAUAACUACGACGUUGAUUGGUCAGCUGGGACGAUAUGGAGGCAAGAUUGGAAGUUGGGCAGCGCUACACAUCGUCAACCCAAGGGAGAUGUCAAGAUCAUGACAGGAGGCUGGGUUGAUGUUGGAGCGAUGGCGAGCGCAACAGGGUCGACGCCCACCAAGGUCAUCUCGGCCUUGGAAAGGGAACUCAACAUGAUACGGGAUGAAAAUGGCAAAGAUGCUGACAAUGGCGUGUGUGAAAAACACAUCCGACUUAAGGUGGCUUCUUGGAAUUUGGGAGGCCAACCACUGGACAAAGUGAACAAGGCGUGUCCGGAGGGUGACUUCUUCUUUGUGCAGGAGAUUGCAAGACGAGAGCCUGGAUGGAAAACCGAUGAUAAUGACAAAUGUGUGUGGGUGUCUUUUCAACAUCGUGAACAGUGGAGAGGCACUGCCAUUGGAGUUGCCAAUGAUCUAUUUGACUGUGUGGUUGAUCGCCGUACCUGUAGAAGGGGAUAUGCUGUUGUGGUCAAGCUCAAGAACAUCGGACGAGUUAUCCUUGCUAGCAUCCACUCCCCUACUGGGGUGACUUCCGAUGUCUAUGGUACCGCUCUUCAUGAAGUUGGGAAGAUGUUUGACAAUAAGUGGAAACAUCUCCCGUGUAUUGUGGGCAUCGACGUCAAUGAGCAAGUGAAAUGGAUACAUGACUCUGACAUGGCACAUGGAACCAGACCUGCCCUGGGGAACACAAACUUCCAACACAUGGCUGAUACGUUUGCUCAACACGGUCUUCGCGCAGUACCUCCUUGCUUGCAGCACCGUGAUAAUCCGACACAUUUUCCUCGCGACGUAGAAAGACAGGGCAGACAAAUCGAUAUGAUCUUUGGCAGACAAGUUGAUCUUCAGCCAUUCGAGAUUGAUGCAGAAAGACGCAUUGCUAUUGGGUCGGAUCAUGCUCUCCUUCUUGGUGAUGUUCAUUUCAAAACAAAGCGCAACAUCAGUGGAAUGCAGAUUCGCGACCAAGAUGGAGCCUCUUGCAAGUACGUUGAUGACGGUGAUGUUCGUGCCACUUUUCGCCUCGCCAAAGCAACCAACAACCCACAGGACUGGAAAGCUGCACAUAAAAUGCGCCGCAAAGCCCGACUGACUUGGUGUCAACUUCGUCGUGAACGUGUUCUUCGCGGAGACUGGCUUGCAUAUCGUGAUCACAAAAGGGACAAGCAGAGAAAACCAGGCUGGUGGGGCAAACUCCUUGAGGAAAAGUCCUCUGCUGAGAUCACUGGUGAUGUACAGCGCCACCCUGAGCACAAACUUCAAGGUCCGCCAAAAGAUGUUUGGGAUGACUUCAUCAAUGCCACCAUUGCAGACCUCCCUGACGAUGCGGGCUGGAAACCCUUCACGUGGGAUGAAGUUGGUGCCGCGUUGUCUGAAAUGCGGGCUAAUACCUCUGUUGGCCCUGAUGGAGUUGGGGUUGAUCUUCUCAGACACAUCCAUCAACAUGCUGACCUUGGGGGCGAUCUUGUAUCUUUGUUGAACUCCACGGUCAAGAACACGUGGGCGAAGGACAACUGGGAUACAAGCUUGCUUGCGUUGCUUGCAAAGGUUGAUUCGCCAAGCCGGGCUAAAGACUUGCGACCUAUUGCGAUGAGCUCGGCGGUGCAGAAAUGCAUUAACAAAUUGACCAUGGGGAGAGUUUUUCCAGUUGUCAGGAGACCCAGUGGGGCGUCGUGUUGUGGAGUGGGGCGGCAGGCUGCUGAUGUGAUCGGAUGCUUUACCAGAUUGAGAGACAAUACACGGGAAUGGAAAUUGCCCAUCGUGUGUGCCAAACUGGACGUUCGGGGCGCUUUUGAUAAAAUCCAUCGUAAAGCAGCUGUUCACCUCUUGCUGGAGAGGACAAGAAACCACGCCCUCAAUGCUGAAGUGAAAUGGCUAAUUCGACAACUUGGCACCAAUGUCCUGACUGGUCAAGUUCCUGGAGGUGAUCGUAUCACAGUUGAAUGUACCCAAGGGAUUAAACAAGGGGCGCCUGAGUCAGCAGAGCUGUUUGGCUUACUGAUGGGUUGUCAAAUUGAUGCCGUUCUGGAGUCACAUGCUUGGGGAGAACUAUCUUGUCCUUGGGGUGAUGUGCCGCUUACCCUUCUCUUCUAUCAAGAUGAUGUGUUCGUGUGGGAUGAAACAAUUGGUGGCCUUGAGAAACGGAUCAACUCUGUUGCCAGAGCACUCAAGCUGAUUGGUCUGGAACUGGCUGAGGAAAAAACGCAGGUCAUAGCUUCGCCGUUCUACACUGGACCCAGGAGCUUGCACAUUGGAGAACAAUUGGUUCUUGUCCAACCGCCCGGUACACAAAUACGAGUUGUUGGGGUGAACUUCUCCUUCCAUGAUGGCACAGGGCAGCAAGCCAAAGAUCUUUUGGCUAAAGCCAAAGCUGCUCUCGCCUACCACCUUGAUCUUUUGACCGAGUCUGGACCAUGGGGGGAUAAAGCUCGUCUUCUUCAAACACUUGUGUUUGGUACAUUGUCGUGGUGUGCAGGGGCAGUGCACUGGAAUGCUGAAGACUUGGCUGUUGCAAACAGUAUUCAAUGUACUGCGCUCCGACGUGCCUUUCAACUUCGGCGAAGACCGGCAGAGUCGUGGGUAACACGAACUUGUCGCCAAGUCAGAGCUUGGAUUCAUGGUCAGGGACUCAAACGUUGGUCCACGAUCAUCCUUGAACUGCAGUUCGGUCUGUACGGCCAUUGGGGGCGACAAUCUGAAGGAGUUGAUGAACUUGGGGAGCCGUGCCCUGGCAAUCCUUUGCGCAUGUUGCGAUGGCGUUCACAGAAGUGGUGGCGAUUCCAAAAAAGUCUUUCUGAUAAAGUCGGAGCUAGACAUCCAGGUUGUUUCUAUGCUGACAGUACAGAGCGUAAGUUUGCUGACAACAUUGACCUGAACUGGGAAAAGUGUACGAAAGAUCGAGUUGCAUGGCGAGCACGAUGUCAAGAAUGGGUUGCUAAACUUGUUGUCAAAUGGGCCCGAGGGAGGCAAACUGCCAUUCGUUGGUAA
Molecule: messenger RNA, 4251 nt
Organism: Symbiodinium sp. CCMP2592
Lineage: Eukaryota; Dinophyceae; Suessiales; Symbiodiniaceae
Source: the annotation of a GenBank genome assembly